Messenger RNA from Metopolophium dirhodum (rose-grain aphid), 1398 nucleotides. Its product is annotated as 52 kDa repressor of the inhibitor of the protein kinase-like. Lineage: Eukaryota; Metazoa; Arthropoda; Insecta; Hemiptera; Aphididae. The record is from RefSeq and is a predicted model, not a curated record. Bases 1 to 1398 code for a protein of 465 amino acids. The transcript has 2 exons.
AUGGGGUCAACACCAGGUAUGCAGCUAGGUGAUUCAUUUAAAAGAAAUAGCGGGUCGGUAAGAAAAAUAGACACAUUCUUCAGUAAGAAGCCAAAACUUGGGUCUGACAAUCGACAAAACGAGUCAUCUAUAUCUACUUCGGUACCUAAUUCUGACCAUAGAAAUAAUUUGGCGAUUGACAUUCCGUGUACGAAUACGUUAUCUGCAUCUAAAUUUGAACAGAAAAACGACUCCCAUAUCAAUUUUGAUUACUCUUCAGAUAUUGGUUGUUUUAUAGGAAGCAAAAGCAUUGACAAUUCUUCUAAAGCUAAUCUUCUUGAAAAACACUGGAUGCCACCUAUAAAUUACGAAUUUCCUUUUUGUGUGGUCACCAAGAAUGGAAAACAAACCAAAAAGUACGCUCAAAGAUCACAUCUUAAUAAAUUCCAUUGGCUCGUUUUAUCACACAAAGACCAGGGGCUGUAUUGCAAGUAUUGUGCUCUAUUUGCUUCAGGCUCAGGUGGUGGAGUUCAAACAAAUACGCCUCUUAAACGGCUUGUUAAACAACCUUUAAAAGCUUUUGAUGACCUACUUGGAGAAAAGGGGUCUCUAUUAACACACCAGCGAAAUAAAUAUCACCAAAUGUCGGUCGAAGCUAGGAAAAGUUUUCUUGUAACUUACCAUAACCCUGACCUUAAUGUUGCUAACCAAGUCUGUAAGCAGCGAAUGGCGCAGGUAAAAGAAAAUAGAGAUCGUUUGCGACCAAUUGUCAGUACAAUUGUAUUAUGUGGCCGCCAAAAUAUUCCCCUGCGUGGGCAUAGAGACGACGGAAAAAUAAUUCUAAAUGUUGACAAAAAUGAGCAAAAUAGCGUGGUAGCAAAUCAAGAAGGGAAUUUUAGAGCUCUCCUAAGGUUUCGUAUCGAGUCAGGUGACUCAUAUCUGCGUCAACAUUUAGAAGUAGCAAACUCCAAUGCAACAUAUAUCAGCAAAACAGUGCAAAACGAACUGAUCGAUACAUGUAAAGAUUUGAUUCAAGAAGCUAUUUUAGCUAGAGUAAAGGAAGCGAAAUUAUUUUCAUUAAUAUUUGAUGAAACAACUGAUAUCUCUCACACUGAGCAGCUGAGUCUCUCCAUUCGAUAUUUCUAUAAUGGAGUAAUCAAGGAGGAUUUUUUAACUUUUUGCGAUGCUUACGAGAUGAUUCAUUUUGAGGACGCAAGAGCAGAGCGUCGUUUGACAGGCGUUGAAUUGUCACGUAUAGUGGAAGAUCUUUGUUUUAAAUUUGAUAUUGAUUUGGCAUGGUGUGUUGGUAUUGGUACAGAUAGCUGCUCUGUGAUGGCUUCUGAAACUAAGGGUGCAGUUCAUGAACUUUCUAAAAAGCCACUAACGCUAAGCGUUGUCCAUGCAACAACCAUAUUUUAA